GCUCUGCACCUAACGUUAGUUCCCUAGACAGUGGCAUUUACAUGCUCAAAGCAACCCAGUAAAUUAGCCUACUGACUGGAAAAUGAUCAGAAAGAAAUCCUAGAGUCCCCCGCCUCCUCACUACCAUCUCUCCCUGAGCCAAACAGAGAGGAAAAACCAUGAGAGACACAGGAGGAGAAGGAGACGAAGUUGACAAAGACUGUAAAUCUGAGAAGGACCAGAACUGGAUCCCCAGAAUCAUCAAGAAAAGAGUGUGCACCACCUUUGUGGAAGAUUCCUUCAGUAAUGGCGCGCUGUGCCAGUGUGGGGGUGCAAGAGAUGCCCACGCCUCUGUGGCUCUCGGUGACUACUUCAGCACAGCGAUUGUCAACCACUGGGACAGCGCCCAGCACUCCUCUGAAUACCCGACCGACGCCUUUGGAGAGUUGCAGUUUGCAGGAGCCAGCAAGAGGCAUAGCUAUUUCCUGCGUCUGUCAUGGGACACGCCUCCGUCUAUGAUCUACACACUGAUGACAGCCCACUGGGGUCUUCCCGCACCCAACCUGGUGGUUUCUGUAGUGGGUGGAGAAGGCAGGACAAAGGUAAAGACUUGGGUACGGGAGGUCCUCCGUCAGGGACUGGUGAAAGCCUCACAAAGCACAGGAGCGUGGAUCUUGACGGCAGGCAUGCGCGAAGGCGUUGGCAGAUGUGUCGGAGAGGCAGUGAGGGAUCAUGCCGCUGCAGCCUCUUCGGUCUCCCUCAGCAAGGUGGUGGCGCUGGGCAUCGCUCCCUGGGGCCUGGUGCACAACCGACAGCAGCUGGUCAACCCUCAGGGCAGCUUUCCUGCGAAGUACUAUGUCCAGAACACAUCCCGGGACUCCUGCUGCCUGGACAACAACUACCAGGCCUUCCUGCUGGUGGACGAUGGGAGUGUGGAGCGCAGAGGAGGAGAGAGGGGGUUCAGGACCAAACUGGAAGACUACAUCUCCCACCAGCGCACAGGCAUCCGCGGCAGUGGCAGCAUUGACAUCCCUGUCCUGUGUAUGCUGGUAUCAGGCGAGGCGAGCAUGCUGGAGAGAGUGGAUCUCUCUCUGAAAAACUCCAUGCCCUGGCUGGUACUGGCCGGCUCAGGAGGCCUGGCGGACUUUUUGGGCGACGUCUUGGACAAUCUGUCCUCGGCACCAGUUGUCCAGUCUUCCAAUGAGGGAAAUGGCGAGGCCAGUUCCAAUGUGGAUCUGAAAGACAGAGUGGCAGAACGGGUUAAGAAGCACUUCCCUUCUGAAGCAGAGUCAGAAAAACUAGUUGAACGGGCUCUGAGCAUCUACCAGAACAGAGACUUUAUCACAAUCUAUCACGGAGAGCAUGAGGCCCCCAAUGACUUUGACACAGUCCUGCUCAAAGCGUUGGUGGGAGCUAGCAAGCAGCGUGCGUCAGUCGAUGCAAGCCCUUACAAUGAAGAGCUGAAGCUGGCAGUCACAUGGAACAGGGUUGACAUUGCCAAGAGUGAACUCUUCAAUGGAAAUAUCCACUGGAAGUAUGAAGACCUGGAAGAUCCCAUGACAGAUGCCCUGAUCAACAACAAGCCCCAGUUUGUGCGUCUUUUUACCGAGAAUGGCCUCAACAUCCUGGACUACCUGACUUACGGCAGGCUGGAAAGCCUUUACCGCUCUGUGGCUGAUGGGACGGUGCUUUACCAGCUACUCCAGCGCCAUCUAGUGGAGCGUCUAGGAACUGCAACUGCUGUACCCACAUCAAAUCUACAGGACAAGGUGGCAUCAGAGGUGCUGAGUGGCCCGGGGAUGGAGAUCAGCCUUUUUGAGGUUGCAGGAGUCCUGGAACUGUUAAUUGGUGACGUCUGCCAGCCAUUUUACUAUGAUGCUUUGGGCUUAGAACAGCUCUCAUCAAAGAGGAGAGCUCUUAGGCGUGCCAGUAAGCUGCUGCGUGGAGGCUGCGGGUAUCGAGAGAAGCGCUGCCUCUACCCCUGGGCUUCACUCUUCAUCUGGGCUGUCCUUCAGAAUCGUAGCAACAUGGCCACUUUCUUCUGGGAGAUGGCAGGGGAGUCGGUGCUAAGUGCUCUGAGUGGCUGCAAGAUGCUGAGGGAGCUGUCCAAGCUGGAGGGCGAGACUGAGACCAAACUGUCCAUGAAAGAGCUGGCUCAGAAGUUUGAGAACCUGGCACAUGACGUGUUCAGCUCUUGCUAUCGGAGCAAUGAGAGUCGCUCUUUCACCCUGCUGAUUAGGAAAUCUCCAGUUUGGGGUGGCACCACCUGCCUCCAGAUGGGCAUGGGUGCUGACGCACGACUUUUCUUCAGCCAUGAUGGAGUACAGUCUCUGUUGUCCCAGAUCUGGUGGGGUGACAUGAAGAGGAACACGGAGGUGUGGAAGCUCCUGCUCACCUUCUUCUGCCCAGUCCUCUGCUACACCAACCUCAUCUCCUUCAGGAAACAAGACGAAUAUCAGCAAGAGCAGGAGGAGAAAUCUAACGAGGACUGGCUGGGCAGGGACAGCGACAGCCUUUAUGGCACCACCAUCUUCUCUUUCUCGGACAUUAAGCACAUUGAAGCUGAUGAGCAAGGAUCGCACAGUCCCAGGACGGCAACCAUUAAAGGCAUACCCCACUCUCGCAGACCGCCAAAGCGUCCAUUCAUAGUGUCAAGAUUGCGUCAGUUCUGGUUUGCCCCUGUCACCUCGUUUUUGGGCAACGUCCUCAUGUUCUUCCUCUUCCUCCUGCUGUUUGCCUACGUGCUGUUGGUGGACUUUAAGCCCCCGCCGCCCUCUGGUCCGGCCAUCACGGAGUAUGUGCUGUACUUCUGGGUAUUCACCAUUGUGUGUGAGGAGAUCCGGCAGACGUUUUUGGGGAUGAUGGCUUGGCGUCAGAGGAUCAGAGUGUACAUUCAGGAUCUGUGGAACAAGUGUGACCUCACUGCACUCACGCUGUUUAUCAUAGGACUAAUCUGCAGGAUGUUCGAGUGGUCAUAUGAAUUUGGGCGGGAGGUCCUGUGUGUGGACUUCAUGGUCUUCACCCUCCGUCUCAUUCACAUCUUUGCCAUUCACAAACAGCUGGGACCAAAAAUCAUCAUUGUUGGCAAGAUGAUUAAGGAUAUCUUCUUCUUCCUCUUCUUCCUGGGGGUGUGGCUCAUGGCAUACGGAGUAGCCAAUCAGGCUUUGCUUUACUCCUACGACCCUAGCCUAGAUCGCAUCUUUCGCCGGGUUUUCUACAGACCGUACUUACACAUCUUUGGACAGAUUCCUGUGGAGGAGAUGGAUGUGGGGAAGACGUGGGACAUGGCUUGCACAGACAACAUGACAUUGAUUCAGAACGGCGAGGAGCCGUGCAGAGUUGUGUAUAGUAACUGGCUGGUGGUAAUUCUGCUGGUUGUUUAUCUACUGGUCACAAACAUCCUGCUCAUCAACCUGCUUAUCGCCAUGUUUAGCAAUACUUUCUCUGAAGUGCAGGCUAACAGCGACAUCUACUGGAAGUUCCAGCGCUACAACCUGAUCGUAGAGUACCACUCCCGUCCUUCCCUGGCGCCUCCUUUCAUUAUCUUCUCUCACAUCAAUCUCUUUAUCAAGAGGAACAUCCGCAAGGUGCCCUCUAUCAAGAUUCACCACUUUGCGUUGCAGUUAACAGGGAAAGCGGCUAACAGGCUAAUGACGUGGGAGACCAUUCAGAAGGAGGACUUCUUGACUGCCCAGAACAAAAUCCAGAAAAGCAGUGACUCCGAAAGGCUCAAACGGAUGUCUGUCAAAGUGGAUGGUGUGGUUAAACAUCUGACUGAAAGCAGGGACUUUGAUCACAGGCUGAGGACUCUGGAGAAUGAGAUGGAGUAUUGCUCAAAUGCUCUCAGCUGGAUCGUGGAUACUUUGGCCCAAAGCAGCACAUUCAAACCUCCUCGGCCUCCACCUACAUUAAGAGACGUCGUCCCCUCUUCUUCCAGUUCUGCCUGAUUCAGCCUCGUGAUGCCUUCACUUGCUAAGGGUCUGUAAAAGACAAGAAUAAAGCGCUUUUACACUGGCUGUCACCAACUGACCAGUCUUACUCUUUGCCAGCCAUGUUUAUCACUGGACUCUUGUUUACCAAAUAGUUCCAGUUGUUCUGAACUUAAAAAAGUUAAACAAUAGGAAUCACUACUUGGUACAGUAUCGAUUACGUACAAAGCUGAAGUGUGCAAUCAAUUUUAUUAAAAUGCCAAAAUCAAGUGUAUGUAUUUUUGAUGUGGCAUGAUAUAUAUUUUAUUCGCCAGUGCUAAUAUGUCUUAUUGUUGUACGUUUACUGCUGGAAUUCUGUUAAAAGGUCUUUAUAUUUGUUUUUACUGUUAUAUUGAAACUAUAAUGUGUUUUACAGGGAUCACAUAAAGUGCACAUUGUAAUAAUUUUGUGUUCAGUUACUUUAUGGAGUUAUGGUUGCUUUUAACAAUCUUAAAUGUUAUGUCAUGUAUUUGUGUUGCUACAUUAUUUUAUUCUGUUCAAUAAAUAGUUUUUACAGUA
This is a messenger RNA of Morone saxatilis (striped sea-bass), 4466 nucleotides long. Its product is annotated as transient receptor potential cation channel subfamily M member 4-like. The record is from RefSeq and is a predicted model, not a curated record. The transcript has 28 exons. Gene Ontology annotation, molecular function: calcium-activated cation channel activity; ligand-gated calcium channel activity. Gene Ontology annotation, biological process: calcium ion transmembrane transport. NCBI's taxonomy places the organism in Eukaryota, Metazoa, Chordata, Actinopteri, Moronidae. The coding region runs from base 159 to 3926 and encodes 1255 amino acids. Gene Ontology annotation, cellular component: membrane.